Fusarium redolens is the source of this 2335-nucleotide messenger RNA. RefSeq lists its product as uncharacterized. The record is from RefSeq and is a predicted model, not a curated record. The coding region runs from base 403 to 2181 and encodes 592 amino acids. The transcript has 2 exons. NCBI's taxonomy places the organism in Eukaryota, Fungi, Ascomycota, Sordariomycetes, Hypocreales, Nectriaceae.
GUCGUUCUCCGGGGUGAGGUAGAAAACCGUCUGAUCGGCGUCCAUCUUUGGAAUGCAUGAUUAACGAGAAAAAGAAGCUCGAACGAGCAGCUCAAGAAGCGCUUAAGUAUAUCUACGUGGAUUGCAGGCCAUGGAGAGGGAUACGGGGUCUGCGCUUAGCAAACAGCUUAAGCAAACAUCCUUUGUUCUAUCCUUCACUAUCCCCCCUAACUUAUCACCCAUCAACAUCCUUUGUUCUAUCCUUUGCCAUCCUUUGUUCUAUCCUUCACCAGCCCCCCUAACUUAUCGCCUAUUAAUAUCCUUUAUUCCCUCCUUCACCAUCCCCUCUAACUUAUCGCCAGCAACAGACCCUUUACUACCCUACGAUCCUUAACAGUCAAUUCCACGUCCAUUAUCAUUUCGAUGGCUCCACAGACGCGCGCAAAGCGCAGACUCAACAACACGCCAACACUACCUCCAUCCGUCGAGGCCGCCUCUGACGAUGUGCGCCCUCUAUCCAACGGCGACAACCUCAACGACAACGGUCACCCGGCUGACGACCCGCAAAGCAAGGAAAGAGAGACAUACUCUGCAUUAGUAUUGGGCAAGGAGAUGCUGGUACCACGAACUUACGAUCCUGAUACUUACGAUCCUGAUGCGCGAAUGCCGUGGACGCCCGAGCCAGAGCCCUAUGAUCCCGAAACCUAUUCGGCUUGGGGUAAGAAGCACUUCGGCGAAGAGUGGUACCAAUUGCGGAAGGCUAUGAUCGAGGAAAGGAUUCCCUAUGAUAAGUAUGAACCAGUGUACUUGGAACGCCAGCGAGCUCUGAGGGUGAUAGAGCAUAAGGUUGAAGGGCGGCCCUUCAAACCAUACACUCAGUUUGGGGGAGAGAAUCUCAAGGACCAAGGCUGGAAGCGCUUGUGGGCUCGAAUCUCCAACAACGAGUUAGGCGUUCCCAGCAGUCCUUCCCCGUCCCCGCCAUCUCUGCCACCUCCGCCACCAAGCGACAGCGAUAGCGACCUCAGCGCCGAGUCUCGCGAACCGACGCCUGUCCCGGCAGACCCAUGGGAACAACUAGAGUACAAGCGAACGCAUUGGGCCUUGACUGAGGAGCAGUACCUGUUCGAGAGGUUCUUCCUCAAGGAGGGCAUCAUAGACAGGGCCAGGUCGCGGCGUGAAAAUGAGCCGGGAAACAGGCAAGCCCGUGAGAAGCGCGAGCUAAUGGAAAGCUUUCGCUACGUGGAUCCUCCUCGGUUCUAUCUCGAACAGGACAACAUUCAAGACCAUAUCGACCUCCCCAAGAAGGGCUGGACGCGGGAAGAGAUCGUUGCUACGUAUGAAGCGCACGUGGCCAUACUUGAAUGGAAACGGAAGAACUCUCCACCAAGAGGAUCUGGUGAUUUCGGUGAGAAUAUAACCCCGGAAGAGGAAGCUGCAUCGGCCAGCUGGCACCAGGAGUUCCAUGACGCCUGGAAUCGCUUCUACGGAUCGCACCCUCCCGAAUUACCAGAGCAUACUAAGAAUUACGGUGUAUGGGAUCGCUGGCGCAAAGGUACCUACGCUCGCAUCUCCCGCCAGCGACAGCGAGAGGCCCUGCUGUCUGAUACUACGGGCGAUGCUGCAUCACGUGCAGAAGAGUUGCAAAGGAUUGAGGACGAAGAACGAAGAGACCGUGAGGCUCUAGAAAGGGCCAUUAAAAGGUCAACAGAAUUGACAGAAAAGGCAGAAAGAACGCGCCGCCUACCGCCACCUCAAACUCAGGAGGAAAUGAAUCAUAGGUUCCGUGUGUGGGAUGAACUCGACGUCCCUCUCAAGCACCAGAACAAUCGAGCUCGCGAAUAUGGUUUCGGCGAAAGAACCGCUGGGCGCGAAGUACCGCAGCCGCCAGCAACAGCUCCCCGAGCAGGCGCCAUAGGCGAUGCCCCGGGUACUCACAUGCAUGGCUUCAACGAAAGAUCCACCGAGCGCGAAGCAGUGGCGCAGUCGUCAGCAACGACACCUCAACCAGCGAAAGACACUCUUUGCAAAACUUAUGGUGGUCGGAUCACUAAGAAUACAUUGACGCACGCGGAAGCCUCGCCACGAACAGCACCCCAACGCCACAAUAGGCAGCGCAAGACGUACAAGAAGGAGCGGGCAAGUCGCAGGCUCGCGAAGAUGGAGCCUGAGUAUGGGAUGCUAGAGGAUGCUAGAGGAUGCUAGAAGGAGGUGAAACACGAUCCUCCUUGAGAUAACCAAGAUAGUGGGCGAAGACGCGUUGAUUAUGCAUUUUAUCGAGCUCGGUCUCGAGCUUAGUAGCCACGAUUAUUAUAGAAGGUCUCUCUGUUCCUCCUUCAAAACGUGACAUACUAAAAGC